This is a messenger RNA of Mus caroli (Ryukyu mouse), 8085 nucleotides long. NCBI's taxonomy places the organism in Eukaryota, Metazoa, Chordata, Mammalia, Rodentia, Muridae. The record is from RefSeq and is a predicted model, not a curated record.
AUGGCCUCUGGAAUUGGAGGUACAGAUGAAUCUGAGCCGCCAUGUAAUGUUCUGAACACAAGUAGUGAAGAAAGGCUAAGCUUUAUUAACGGAGAACCACAAGCUCCUCCCAAUUGGGAUGAAGGUACUAACAGCUUCUCAAACCCUCGUCCUGGCAUUUCUCACACCUGCAACCUCUCUGCAUCCUGGUAUCAUCCUGAGAGUUCCAGUCCUCUCACUCAGCAUCCUCCCAGGGCCAUCUUGGUGACACAGCCUGAAAAUGCUGGGCACUUUGCCUUCUGCUGCUUCCCAGAAACAGAUGCUCAGGCACCUCCAGCUCUGGGAAUCCGUGUUCACGUGGCUUCCGGAACAGCUCUUUGUCUGCUGCUGGACUUUGGGGACAAUUGUGGAGCUCAGAUGAGACUGUGUACAUUGACAGGUGCAGCUACUGUAACUGGCUACCAUCAGUACAGGAAAGGCAUAUUCUAUUUAUUAAUCCAUGUGCAGAUCUCUUUUGAGUCCUACCGUGAGAAGCAAUAUUUGAAUUCUUUUUUAAAUCUCAUUUAUAGUAUCAGUUCACAGAUUAGUCAUCCUAUUAUGACUGUCCUGGAGGUGUUAACUCCUACAUCUGUUAAAAAACACAUCAUAUGUCCAUUUUGACUUUUUUUUCCAGAAGGAGUCUAUAAGCUCAAGGCUGUUGUCCAUGACUUUCAUAGAGCCGAGGAACUGGGGCCCUAUUAUAUGGACGUUGGUCAUGGGAAUGUGUCUGUCUUCAUGAAUUCCAGCUCUAUCCAUGAUAGUGAAGCUCUUUCCUUUACUGACUCCCUCCCACAGCAGAGAGGCACAGUCGUGGUGCAUUGUUUUUCAUCCAUUUCUUCAUACAAUGUGUCCUUUAUUUCUCAGACCCAAGUGGCCAGCAGCCAGGCCUGGUGUGGUGUGACUGUCGGGUAUAAGAUGCAAUCCGUGUCUGUCUAUACCAAUGGAACUGUGUUUGCUGCAGACACAAACAUCACAUUUGUGGCUAUUACCGAGGAAACUAUACCCCUGGAGUUCGCUUGGUAUUUUGGAGAAAACCCACCAGUGAUGACAACUUCCAGAAGCAUUAGAAGAAGGCUGAGCAUCCCUCAGUGGUACCAUGUGAAGGUCAAGGCCACCAGCAGGAUUGGCAGUGUGGUCUCUGAACCCCACCUCAUCAGGGUGCAGAAGAGAAUCAUGGCCAAUCGGCUCGUGUCUACUGCCUCAGCCCUGGUAAAUGCCAAUGUGUCCUUUGAGUGCAGGCUCAACUUUGGCACUGAUGUAGCCUACCUUUGGAACUUUGGAGAUGACACCAUUGAGUUGGGCAGCAGCUCCUCCAGCCAUGUCUACAGCAGGGAGGGGGAGUUUACAGUUGAAGUCCUUGCCUUCAAUAAUGUCAGCUCCGCCACCCUAAGAAAGCAGCUUUUCAUCGUGCGGGAGCCUUGCCAGCCACCCCCAGUGAAGAACAUGGGGCCUGCGAAGGUGCAGAUAUGGAGAUCUCAGCCCCUGAGACUAGGAGUGACAUUUGAAGCUGCCAUCCUCUGUAACAUUUCCCAAGGGCUUUCCUACACCUGGAGCUUUGUGAGUGCUGAGAUGACCACUGUCACCCUCCCUGCUGCUGUCAACACCCGCAGACAGACCAUCAUGCUCCCAAGCUACACACUGGAGUGUGGGAACUACACCGCCAUCGCCAAGGUUCAGAUCAAGGGAAGCAUGGUGUAUAGCAACUACUGUGUUGGUGUAGAAGUUCGAGCUAGGGCACCUGUCAGCGUCAUCUCUGAAGGCACACACAUCUUCAUCUCCACGGCCACCUCAACCUUCAUCAUCCUCAGAGGGGCCCAGUCCUAUGACCCUGACAACCCAGGGGCUGCUCUCAGGUAUCACUGGACUUGCACAGCGGCCAGCUCACCAAGGUGGCCCUGCUUUGAUAACUCUACUUCAUACCAAGUGGACAUGCAAGCUCCUGCCAUUUCCUUCCCAGCAAAAUGGCUCAGUGAGUGCUGUGACCAGUUCCUUGUGACACUGACAGUCUCUAGCAGGGGACAGAACUCAUCACAGGCCUUGAUGUUCCUGUCUACCCGUCCUGACCUGGCCUUCAGAUUCGUCCACAUCUCAUGGGUCAACUUUAGAGACAUCUCUGUGAACUGGAAUGAAGAAGUGUCUCUCCUAGCUGUGUGUGAAGACUGUGGAGAUAUCCCAGACCUCACGUAUUCCUGGGACCUCUUCCUAGUCAAUGCAACAGAGAAGAGUGCAGUGGAAGAUAGGGCACAGAGAUACAUUGAUGAUAAGUCUACUCCAGUCAGGGGCAUUGUUGAGGAGUUAGGGACAGGAGUGUGGGGUGACCUAAACACAGAUAUGCCACCCAAAGGCCCACUGCAGCAUGGUACUGUGGGGCUGCUAGGUGCCUUGGCACUUGGGACCAGUCUGAAGUCAUCUAAGUCCGAUCUGCCAUCAAAUCUGAGAGCACCACUGACACCACACUCACCGGAGCCUUCACCCAUGCCCCUGGGCUGGACAGCUCUUUCCAACCUGGGAAGCAUUUCUGCUGAGUCCACAGCUGGUGGCCACCACGUUCCCGCUUCAGGGGCUGUGGCAGGCUCAGGGGAGCCUGUGGAGGAGUAUAGCUCACUGAGUUCCCUGGCUGAGGAAGCCCUGAUGACGAACAGCCCUGCGGGAAGCUGGCCCUCCCCCAGCUCUUCCACUGACUUUGAUGAUUUUGAAGCCUAUUAUACCGACAUCCAAGAAGCAGUGCUAUCCCUAGGAAGACGCCCACCAGGGACCAGUACAAACUUCCAGGAAGCAGGACCAAGCCUGAGUGCUGAGGAGAGUACCAGUUAUGGGGACAACCUGCUGGGCCCUUUCCUCCACACAGGUAGAGCAAAGCCAACUCUCAUGAUCGACUGGCCCAAGGCCCUGGUCAGCCAAGCUGUCUUCCAUGGCUACACCACAUCAGGUAUCAUGGGACCAGCUGUGACAAUAAAACCAUUCUCACUGAGCAGUGGUAAGACCUAUGUCUUACAAGCUUCUGUAGCUUCAAAGGAUGUCUUACUGGGCAAGGCUCAGCUCUACUUAAGGGUCAACCAAGCUCCGCAGGACAUGUCUUGUCAGGUGCGACCCCACCAUGGUAUGGAGGCAUAUACCAUCUUCAGUGUCUUCUGCAUGUCAGGGAAACCGGACUUUCAUUAUGAAUUUCGUUACCGGAUAGGAAACACUUCCUCACACACCCUGUACCGUGGACAAGACACCCAGCAUUAUUUUUUAUUGCCAGCUGGUGAUUCUUCAGACAAUUACAAAGUCAUUGUUUCAACUGAGAUCACAGAUGGCCAAGGCUCCAAGGUGCAGCCAUGCACUGUGACAGUGACUGUGCUACCCCGUUAUCAUGGAAAUGACUGCUGUGACAAGGACUUAUAUAACUCCACUCUGGAAAACCUGUCUACUCUCCAGCUGGCAGGAAGUUACAUGGAAAUCAGGAACUACAUUACCAUGAUCACUGAGAUCCUGAGCCGCUUGUAUAUGGAGAGCAGAAACACUUCUUUGUGUGGUCAGUGGUCACAAAUACAGGAUGUAUUAAUAUCUUCAGCAUGCAAAGUACCUUAUACAGAUCAGGUAAUGGCCCUGAACAUGAUUAAAUCGCUUGUUUCUUUCUCACAGAAGGUUGGCUUGACGAGUGCCAUGUGCAUCUUCAAAUACACCAAGAUGUUCCUUGCUCAAGGCCAGUUCUCCAGGAGGUUGCUUGCCGACAAAAAACUAAGAGUUGAAUUUGUCCUUCUCAUCUCUGGAGUCUGGGAAGCUGCCAAAGAGGAUGCGAGGGAUGGGAACUAUUUGCAGGAAGAAGGCAUGAAGAUCAUCUCUGACAUGUUACUAGCCUGUCUCUCAGACAAGCAUCAGAUUCACGUAAGCACUGGGCAGAUGGAGUUCCAGACCCUUCUCCAUCGUAGCCCUCAGAGCUCUAUCCAGAACCUAGGCUUCGUCCAGGUACAUGUCCCCAGCGACCUGGCCUCCUUGCACAGUACUACUCAAGAGGAAACACAAGGCUCAUGCUAUAUCAGUCAGCUCAUGUUCUUCAUGAAGAGUCCUUAUCUAGGGGGACAAGUUCCUGGGCAGGUGGGUGGUGUCAUGAUCCCUAGGCUCUAUAGCUGCAAGAGCAGAAGACCUAUCCUCAGAGGACAACUGGAGACACCUGUGACUAUGGAGUUUGGGGAAGAAGACUACCUGCACAAGAGAAAUCCAGCCAUGUUUGUGUUGCUUCGGGAUGAGGUGAAUGUCCACCGGUUUACUGGGCUUCCAGAAAACUCCCAGGAAUCUUUACAGAUACUCAUCAAAUUCUCUAAGCCCGUUACAAGACCCUUUCCCAUCAUACUGUUAGUAAGGUUCUCUGAGAAAGCCACGCCUUCUGAUUUUCUUGUGAAGCGGGUCUACUUCUGGGAUGAGCAGACUGUACAAAUGUAUGUACCUGCUGCUCCAUGGAAAGGAGCCAAUGUGGGAUAUUUAUCCCUAUUAGAUGCUGACUAUGACAGGAAACCUCCAAACAAAUAUCUUGCUGGGGCUGUAAACUAUACAGUGCACUUCCAGUUGAUCCAAUGUGUGUUCUGGGACAAGACAGAGUGGCGAUCUGAAUCCUAUCCACAGCCAGGAUCUUCUCCUGAAAAAGUCAACUGCAGCUACCAUCACCUUGCACCUGUCUCUGUCCUAAGAAGAAAGCUGAAUGCCACUCUUGAAGUGAGCAGCAUUUCUGAGUUUCAGAGUCACCCACACAACUUGCUCCCCGGUAUUUUCAGUGCAUUUCUCUUGGUUCUUUAUGGAAUUUUGGUGAGUAAAAGCAGAUGUGUAGAUUGUCACGAGAAAAAGAAUCCAGGUUUUAUUUUUCUGGAAGAAGAUACACUGCCUGGCUACCAGCUGUAUGCAGUUGUCAUCGACACUGGCUUCCGGUCACCAGUCAGAUUUACCUCAAAGGUUUUCAUUGUUCUAUGUGGUGAAAAUGGAUGCUCAGAAACGAAAGAACUCUGCUGUCCAGAGAAGCCCUUAUUUGGAAGAAAUUCCAGGCACACCUUCAUUCUGAGCAUACCUAACCAACUGGGUCCACUCCAGAAGAUCCGCCUCUGGCACGACAGUAGUGGACCUUGCCCAUGCUGGUUCAUCAGCCACGUGAUGGUGAAGGAGCUAUGCUCAGGACAAGCCUGGUUCUUCUCUGCUCAGUGCUGGCUGGCGGUGAGCAAAUUGGGUGGCCGUGUCUUACGAGAAUUCUUCUGCCUGAGCCAUGGUCUUGGUUUCUGGAAGCUUUUCUAUUCAAAGUUCACUGAGUACCUGGAGGAUUUCCACAUCUGGCUCUCACUGUACAGUCAGCCCCCAUCCAGAAGCUACCUACACACACAGCGGCUUGCCGUGUCCUUCUGCCUGCUGUGUGUCUACUCGUGCCUCACUGCCCUGGUCACUGUGCGAGACCAUCAACAGCACCCCCUGGAUGUGGAGCCCACGGCUAUCACUCUGGAACCCUUCUGUAUGGCUCUGCUGUGCACCCUCCUGGCCUGUCCAGUUGCACAGCUUCUGUCACUGCUCUUCAGGUGCAGCAAGGAAGCCAGAGGGCAUCUGCAGGCUUCAACACAGUGGCCUCUAAGAGGAGUGAAGACAGAGACACCUCAGGGCCAUGAUUCCAGUGGGAGACCAGAUUCAAGGCAGCCCUCACCACAUCCCACAUCAGACCUUCUCCCCUGGACUGAGCAAGCUCGGAGGAUAGCAGCUAGCAGCAGUGGUGUGGUCUGGUCACCGUUCCCAAUGGAGGCCUGCAGCGAUAAGCAUCAUGAUCUGAGAGAGAAGAGCCAUUACUCUCCUCCCAGUGCACAAGCUCCUGGCAGUGGUUUUGAAGAACUUGGGUCCCAGAAGUCAAGGGUCUGUCUGCUCUGGUCAAGCUCUGUGGCCUGGGCUAUCUCUGGAUCAGCUUCCCUGGCCUGUGGUUUGGGGACAGGAUUCCUAGGCUACAGGUUUGUGCCAGUACAGUGUAUGUGGUGGCUAUACCUGCUGCUUCUCUCUCUGGUCUGCUGCGCAUUCAUCACCCAGCCACUCAUGAUCUGCUUGGCAGCACUUGUCUUUGCUUGGAAACGGAAACAUGACAACGAGUUUUUUACUGAGUCUUUACAAGAUGCGACCAAGGGUCUGGAUUUAGAAUUGGAAGAACAUUCCAGAACCCGUGUUCCUCUUUCUCCUAUCUCCUAUAGUCCUGACACUGCCGAGGAGGCUGAAAGGGUCUUGGCUACCCGACAACGAGAACGCCACCUGCGCUGGGCUCAGACACCAUCCAGGGCUAAGCUCAGAGUGACCAGGGAGAGACUGAGGAGAGAGAGCAUCAUGCAGGCAGCCCUGAGAGACAUGACCAUGCACAGCAUCAUGCUACUGUUGCUUUUGUUUAUAGCAUAUGGGAGAUUCUGCCCAGGUGAAUAUUCUCUCAAUCAUGCCAUCAGGAAAGCAUUUAUAAGAAAGGCCAAUCACUCCUUGGGGGACCUCAGCAGCACAGAAGACUGGUGGGACUGGACGCUGAGCACACUGCUACAUGAGCUGUACCCAGAAAGAACAUCUGCUAGAGCCUGGGGGGCUCAGCCUGGAGCUCUUGGAGGGCAAUGCCACCUAAUAGGCCCCCUGGUGGUCAAACAGCUGAAGAUUUCUGCUGGCACUGCAUGUAUGCCUCCCAGACCAUUCUCAGAGCUUGUGGAAGAUGUACUUCCUAUGCACAGCAAUGACCUUGACCUUGAGAACCGAAAUGUGUCCCCUGGUAGUCCUGAGACCUGUGGUGUGAAGAAAGAGAGCUACAUGCAUAGCCUAGGAAGAACAAGACAUGAAGCCCAUGCAGCUCUGACUGCCCUCAGGGCUAGCAAGUGGAUCGACCACAGCACAAGGGCCAUGUCUGUGCACUUCACUCUCUACAACCCUCCAACACGACUCUUCACAAGCGUGAUCCUGGGCACAGAAUGUCUCCCCUCAGGAGGUCUUGUCCCCUCAUUCCUGGUAGAGUCCGUCCGUAUCUUCUACAGUGACUCAGCCCUAAAGUACCUUCUUAUGCUUUCUGAGCUGCUGUUCCUGGUAUUCAACAUGAUCCACCUCUGUUUCCAGCUCUGGGGGAUGACAACCAAGGGCAUCCUCAGCUACUGGAGAAAACCAAGACACUGGCUGGAGCUCUCUAUGGUUGGAGUAGCACUGGCCUACUAUGCAGCCUCUGGUCACCUCACUACUCUUGCUGCGAAUAUCACCGACCAGUUCCACAAAGGACUUUAUCAGAGGCUUGUGGACAUCAGCCUGAUAGUGUCAUGGCAUCAGAGGGCACGAUGCCUCCAAGGAAUCCUCUUGUUCCUCUGGAUGUUGAAAUAUGUUCAUCUUCUCAGCUCUCUAAGCACCAUGACACCCUUCUCGGCAGUGACCUGUUUUCCUCUCUUCAGAGUCCUGCUGGUGGGGGCCCUAUUGCUGGCUGCCCAUUACCACUCGCGCUGGUUUCUGCUCUUCACUGGGACACUGUCACGUGGCACCUCGACAGAAGCAUUCCCUGGGCUACUGCUUCGAUUUCCUGCAAGAAGUAAAAAAGACUCAUGGCACAGCUGUUUGAAGUCUGACCACGGAGCUAUGCAUUGUUACUAUGGGACCCUCUUUCUGUUGCUGGCUACUCUGGGUUUCAGAAUGUUGAGAGCUACCUUCCUGACUGUUUUCCAAAACAGAAAGUCUUCUCACAGAAAAUCUCUCGUGACACUUAAAGACAUUGCUGUUUACACAUGGCAUAAAGUCCUCACCCUUCUGGGGCUGGAAACAACUUUGGAAGAGACUGAAGUGGCUACAGACCACAUUUAUUACCUGGAUGAAUUUUCAAGUCUCUUGGAUGAACUUCUGAUGAAGAUCGAUGGUUUGUCUGACAGCCUAGAAUUUUCUAUCCUAGAAAACCAAUGGAGGAGAGCACUGGAGUCAAGGGCAGGUGACAGUCCUCCAGUUGGCAUUUCAGAGUACCAAGCUACUGGGGUAGAAAACCCGGGGCUGAGAGAUGAUGAAAGCCACAGACUAAAGGGAUGUGCACAGGAGACCAGGAACUCAAAUAGUGCUCAAGCAGAGGAGACCUGA